AUGGAAGAACCUAAACCACUUAGAUUUUUGGUUAAAGUCGAAAAACCAGUACCAAGACCACCAACACCUGGCGUUGAUCUACCUGAUCUGGAUAAUGAAGAACGUGAGAAAAGUAUUAUUUAUCUUCAAAAACUUCUUCGUGGUCGUGCUAUACAAAAUAUGAUGUAUAAGAAUAAAGAAGAACGUAUUGAAUUAAUUGAUGAAAUGCGUAGUACACAUGCAUUACAAGAACAAGAUAUGAAUAGAAAAAAACUUCAACGACAAGAUGUUCAAGUAGCACAACAUGCUCAAAGAAAAGAUAUUACACGAGAAGAUUAUGUUGAUUCAAUUCUUCAAACACUUGAAGGCGAAGCUAUUAGUGAUAUGUUUGAUUAUUUAUCAAAAGAAUUAAUACGUCUUCAAGAAGAACGUCGUAUUGCUGCAUUUGCUAUGUUAGCUGAACGUCAACGACGUUUACGUGAAGCUGAAGAAUCAGGUUUAAGACAAGUUGAAGAACGACGACGACGUGAACAAGAUGAACUUUUUAAACAAAUGCUAAAAAUGACUCAAAAUACGGUUGAUACAUAUUUAGAAGAUAUUAUUCUUGAAAGUACAUUUGAAACAGCUAGUGAACAAGCUCGUAUUGAAAUUCAACAACAAGCUGUAGCCAUUGAUGAUAUUGCUCAUGAAAUUGAAUCAAAACGAACUCAACUUGAAUCAGAAGGUAUUGUAGCUGAAUUAGUUCAUGGUUUUCUUAUACCAGAAAUUGCUAAACAAGAAAGUCGUAAUAAAGUUCGUCAUGCUCAACAUAAAUAUUUAUUAGCUGCUCAUCGAGUUGUCAAAGAAAAUUGUACGGAAAAUCUCAAUGAUUCUAUUAUUAUCAAUAGACAACAAUCAAGAGAAAUACCAUCGAACAAUGAACAUUAUCAAACAACACAAGAUGAAAAUGAACAUCAACAAGAAGAAGAAAGAGAAGAGCAAAAUCGUGAAUUUGAAGAAGAAACUCAUAGAGAAGAUAGUGACGAAGAAGAAAAUCGAGAAGAAGAAAAUGAAAAUCGUGGAGAAGAAGAUGAAAACCGAGAAGACGAAAAUGAAAACCGAGAAGAAGAAAAUGAAAAUCGAGAACAAGAUGUAAAUCGUGAUGAAGAAGAUGAACAUCAUGAAGAAGAAAAUGAAAAUCAAGAACAAGAUGUAAAUCGUGAUGAAGAAGAUGAACAUCAUGAAGAAGAAAAUGAUAUUCGAGAAUUUGAACAUGAAGAUGAAGAACCUAUUCAUAGUGAAAUCAAUGAUGAAGAUCGAGAACAAUAG
Molecule: messenger RNA, 1287 nt
Organism: Rotaria sp. Silwood1
Lineage: Eukaryota; Metazoa; Rotifera; Eurotatoria; Philodinida; Philodinidae
Source: the annotation of a GenBank genome assembly